This is a messenger RNA of Xyrauchen texanus (razorback sucker), 2536 nucleotides long. RefSeq lists its product as uncharacterized. NCBI's taxonomy places the organism in Eukaryota, Metazoa, Chordata, Actinopteri, Cypriniformes, Catostomidae. The record is from RefSeq and is a predicted model, not a curated record. The transcript is spliced from 15 exons. The coding region runs from base 181 to 2055 and encodes 624 amino acids.
GACGCAAAUCCUGCCACUUUCAGCAUGUGCUUGAACACAAGCCGAAUUCUCAGCUCUGGAUGAUCGCCCAGCUAGAGAUUUGUCGCAAGCCCACACUCGAUAAUCGACCUUCGGCUUGAAGAUGCGCGCCAAUAGUUAGCGAUAUCUUCGCCCGUUGCUGUUUAAUGUAAGUCAUUCUUCAUGGCGUCUCUACAGCAGUCAAGAAUUCAGUCAUACCUGGAGAAGAAUAAAAUCGGACCAUUGUUUGAGGAGAUGAUGACCAAGCUGAUAACUGAGACACCAGACCACCCCAUUCCAUUUCUCAUUGGCCAUCUGCAGACCAAGCAGGAGAGUCCAGGCAGGAUUCAGAGGACACUGUCGGGUUCUGCUGCAUUGUGGGCUGAGAGCUCCUCAGAAUACAAAGGCACACGGCGGGACUCCAGAGGCAAUGAAAAGCCCUGGCAGAUCCAUCCCAAAAAGCCCAAGAAAUCAAAGAGUGACCUGGCCGUGUCCAACAUUUCCCCACCCUCUCCUGAGUCUAAAUCAUUGCCUCGUUCAAUACUGCGCCCCACCUGGGACUGGAGGACUAAACCUGAGAGUCGAGAUUUUGAUGAGCUCAACCAGAUACUCCAGGAGAGCAAGAAGCUAGGCAAGGCUCUUGAGAACCUGUCCCGCAGCAUUGCUGUAUCUGAUGACUUUGACCUGGACCCCCAAGCGUAUAACACUGUACUGAGACCGCGGGUGGUGGGCCAGUGGGUAGGCCGUGAGGAGGAUGAUUCCGACCCCCUUGCUGCUGAAAUGCUUCAACCCCCUGUCCCCAGAGCAAAGACUGAGGGCUGGAAAAGCAAAGACAACAGCCCUGUCGGAAGCUUGAAAAUGGAGACUAAGUGUAAAGGCCUAAAACAGCAGCAACAAAACCAUAAAAAACUUCUGGCAGCCAUGUUGUCUCAGGACUCGUUUGACUCCAUGCCUGACUCAGCCCCUUCCAUCACUGAGGAUGAGAUGGAGGAUGAAGAUGAUGCCAUGGAGCUGUUGGAGGAUUUGGAUGACCUGCGAAUGGAGGGGGUCACUGGCCUGGUGCCGUCUGGCAGUAAGUUUAGCCAGGGCCGCAGCUCCUACUGUUCAGAGCCCCAGGCCAAAGUCACUCUCAACAUCUGCUCAAGGUGUGCAAGGCUUCAAGGGGACAGUCUUACUCCUGCAAGACCAGAAGAAGAACCCACACCCUACAUCCCAGAGCAAGCCGUCCCAGAAAUACCUUGUCUAUUACCCACGGUGACAGAAACAGUGACAGCAGCAGAAGACCUGCAGAAGGCCUCUCAGUUGACAGGGCAGCGUCACCCUGUCUGGGCAUCGGAUGUGAAGCCGAUCAGAGGCAUGAGCCCCCAGACGACCAGACGUGCUCUGCAGCUCCAGGACUCCCUGUUUUCUAAGGAACUGGAGAACAUGGGCAAACAUCUCGCCGAGGUGGAGAAGGACUUGGCCAAGCUGGCAGAACAAGGAAAGCUCAACCGUAGUCCAAACAGCCCUCACCGGAGCUUGAUUUUAACCCCUCUCUUCCACACCACAAACACUCUUCCUGUCAUCGGACAGACGUCCAGACCACAGUCUCCCAGCAGCCUUUCCACAAAGACCGCAGGCCUGCCACUUUACAACACUAAACCCACAACCCUAGUCAUGGGCAGGACAUCUCCCAGCAACCCCAGCAGCCGAGCCCAGACCCCUAGUGGAGCACGGACGCCCAGCAGACCUGUGACCCCCAAUAGUCUCUUGCGAUCGUUUACUGCCGGAAGCCAUGGAAACAAAGAGCGUGUGUAUGGACGUUCUAGAAGCAGACCUGUCACACCAACUGGACAGAUAACAAGGCCGAUCCUCACACCCCCAGGUCUGAGCACUACAGAUUUAUAUGGAGGCCUAUGGAGCACACUGACAGAGGAUGAGUUUUACCAGCAGUUGCAGGCAGUCAGGAAGCCCUGGCGCAUCCCUAGUGACACAGAGAGUGAUCCUCCUGAGCAGGACAAGUGUAAUCCAAGUGGAGUGAGGGAUGCCAGCAAAAGAUCAGUGUUCUCAGGCUUGUAAUGAUGUGUAUAGAAGACGCAGUGUCAAUCAAACAUUUAUGCAAUUUAAAGGGGCAUUUGAAUAUUGAUUUAGCAAGAGACACUUAUUUUUUUAAUUUUCAGCAGAAGAUUGUGUACUUUUUCCACAGAAGUUAAUAUUUCUUAAAAAUGAACAUGUAUUAUACAGUACAGCCAUUUAAAAUUGUAGAAUGUAAUAUGUUUAUCAGAAAAACAUUAGCCUGCAAUUCUCUCUGUUAGCAUGAAUCUUUUCUGUCCAUGAAAUGUUAUUAUUUAAUGCUGCCUUGCAUAAAUAAAUACAAUUUAUCACUUUAGGUGCCAUAUCAAUGGUUGGUAAUGGGGAUUUUAAUAAGCCUUGUUUAUUAAUGUUUUAUGGCAUUAGCAGACAAUGUGAUAUUAGAAUUGUUCCGGUAUAUGUACAAUGUAAAUCCUCAGUUGGACAUGCACAGCACUGCCCUUGUGGACCUCAGCAUGACACUCUAUCA